This is a messenger RNA of Arctia plantaginis, 240 nucleotides long. Lineage: Eukaryota; Metazoa; Arthropoda; Insecta; Lepidoptera; Erebidae. The record is from the annotation of a GenBank genome assembly.
AUGAGCGUUGAAGAUAGAGGAAGAAACGUACAGAUGGUUGGUCUGUUCAUGGUCAUUGUUGUCGUGCGCUGGCUGCGAGCCGGAGCGCCGCAGCCGCCAGAUGGCGUGGCGCGCCGCCACCAGCCGCGCGAAUCCGUGACGAGCCACUCUCGAGAGCGCUACGCGCGCAUUAUCACCCCGCGAUCAACAAGUCCGGUGCGAACACCGACCGUUCGCUCGGUACGAACUCCCAGACAAUGA